This is a messenger RNA of Torulaspora delbrueckii, 1272 nucleotides long. It is a transcript of the gene VPS38, whose product is annotated as Vps38p. NCBI's taxonomy places the organism in Eukaryota, Fungi, Ascomycota, Saccharomycetes, Saccharomycetales, Saccharomycetaceae. The record is from RefSeq and is a predicted model, not a curated record. Bases 1 to 1272 code for a protein of 423 amino acids. The transcript has a single exon. Gene Ontology annotation, cellular component: phosphatidylinositol 3-kinase complex, class III, type II.
AUGCCACCUUAUCUGUUGAAAAGAAGACUCAGACAUGUUCGCUCGAUAAGGAUUGACAACGUAUCUGCACCUGUGGAUAAGAACCCGGGUGCACAGCUUAGACCGUUCGAGGCAUCGUUCAUCGUAUUGGAAACAUUGAAGGGUGAACCUUUGUAUGUGAGUGAGGUCCAGAGUGGUUUUAUGCACAAUAUACAAUUUAAUGAGCUCCCGCAUCUAGAAGAUCCAAUUAAUCACAUAGUCCUCAAGAUUGCCGUAAAAAUCCCGAGCAGAACUGAAUUAUCAAGCUAUGUCAAUGAAAAUAGCUGGCUGGCAUUGCGGGUCUACGAAGUAGAUCUGAAUAAGCUGCAGAGCGUUAAUCCGAACGAUUUGAUUGACAGUUACAAUGCACCACUAUUUGAAAUGACUGAUGGCUUCUAUACACUCCCUGGCCUUCCAGCAGCACGGAUUGUCUCGGAUUUUUCUUCCCACAAACGAAAUGUCUCCAACAGCAGGUUCGUUCAGUCAUUUUCCUUUAAUUCAGCUCUAAAGGUCAAUAAAUUGAUAGAAUAUAAAACGCAAGUUAUGAUUGAGUGCUCUAACUCUGCGGCUAAGGUGGAAGAAAUUAUACUUUCUAAUAACAGAAGAGACCUUUGGCAAAUUAAAUGCAUAGCCAGAUUUAAAGACGAAUUGAAACGCUCAAUGCAGGAAAAAACUGUCAAUAUCUCAAUACUAGACGGAAAAAUCAGACCUAUUUUGAAAUUUAAUGAAAACGAACAGGCAGACAGACAAUCCCUGAAUGAUUAUUAUGGUAAUACGUAUCCAAAUCUAAUACAAACAAAAGAUCGCGUGGAUUUUUUGAGAAUUAAAAGGUUAAGCAAACUCAUAGGUGUUUUCAAAGAAACAUGCCUUUUUCGAAAGGAUUUUAGAUUCAUAAGCGUUGACGAGGAUACGUCCUCGCGUUCCUUGUACGAGAGAACUUCCCUCAACUUGAUUGACAAGAAAAGGAUCAUUAAGAUGGCAUCAACGAAUGAUGCCGAAAGAGAGCUAGUAAACACCUGCUUAGGUUACUACUUAAUUUUUAUCAAAUUGGUGGCCACAAAAGUCUAUGAUAUCCCAUUACCGUACUCCAUAAAUUAUUACGGAAGUACAUCUUUGAUCGGAGGAGAUGGUGCCCUUUAUCUAAGUGAUAGUGCUGCUCUAAAAAAUCCUGAAAACUUCUUAGAAGCAAUGGAUAAAUUCAAUAAAAACCUCAUACAGAUCAUCCAGCGUUGGGGGCACCACCGCUCACCAUAA